Messenger RNA from Xyrichtys novacula (pearly razorfish), 9484 nucleotides. The record is from the annotation of a GenBank genome assembly. NCBI's taxonomy places the organism in Eukaryota, Metazoa, Chordata, Actinopteri, Labriformes, Labridae.
CUCUCCGUGUUGUUGUUCUCGGUGACGCGACGGAGGUGUAGCCUGACGCGGUCUCUUACGUGUCGGUCUGAAUAAAAGUGGAGCUCCGUAGACCCGGGAGUGACGAAGCGAGUCUGUGUUGGUAAGAGGAUACGCAUCCGAUGUUUGCUAAACAGAUAGAUGGCUGCCCUGAGAGGUUAUUUGCGCCUUAUAUCCGCACAAAGCCAACAAAGAGAUCAUGGCGGCGGUGUUGCAGAGGCUCAGAAAAUGAGUCAGUCUCUGCAAGGCGCGCUGGCUCCUAACACGACUGAGACAUAGGUAUAAAUGUGGGAGUGGGCUUUGAGAAUUUAUUUUUUUCUUUUAAUGAGCAGACGAAGAAGAUGUUUCCGGUGGUGUUUGUCAAUUUAAGCUUGUGUAAAACAAAAAUGUGUUUCAGAUAAAUUUAAGGAAACUACUCGCUAGUGAAAGUGGGGUGCCCUAGUUGCAAAAAAAAAGGAAAAAAAAACUGGCAAUACAAUGCAUUCAGACUUUUCCCUCCAUGCAGCCGCACUAUGAGCUACCCGAGGCUACGACUGCUAAUUUCAUGUGUCUUUAACACGUUAAACUGAGCGGGAAAGGCGUAAAAAUGCGGCACAAGCUGCAGGAAACGACCAAAUAGAGGCUUUGGAAAUGUUAAAGAAGUAGCUACAAGCUGUGCUAACGUGCAUUCCUGUUAGCAUGCUGGCUAUAGCAACGGCGCCCAUACUGUUAGAGGUAGCAGCAUGCUAACUAAGUUUGCAUCUAUGGAGCUUCAGCCUCCAGUUUCCUGUUUUUCUCCCUUUAUUUUUUACAUGACUUGAAUAUUUUUGCAAAAACAGGGUGGAUUUAUGUCUAGAAGUGAAAUGCAUGCUAUCGUGUUGAGCUUAGCCACACCCUCCUUUUGAAUAUCAGACUCAAGAGGCUCUGCAGUGAGUUUAAGGGAUGUGCUUUUCAAGUAACAGUACUAUUUGAUUAAUAAUCACGGGAUAAUAAUCGAUUAUUAAGCGAAUAUUCGACCCCCGCACACCCAAAACGAUGGGAAAGACAGAAAGAAAUCUACUUUAUCAUAACUGUCUUUUUUACUACUUAACCUCAUUACACACACAGGUAGGGUUGGGUAUUGUUUGAUUUUGAACGAUUCUGGUUUCGAUUCCGAUCCCUAACGAUUCUUCAUUCCGAUUCUUUUAAGAGGCAGGAUAUAAAAAAAUGCAUGGUUUAAAUGAGGGUGCUAACUAGAGUUCUUCUUCUUGGAUGAAAUUUCUGAACUUCUCCAUGAUUUUUUUAAAUUAUAUUAACUUUUUAAGAACUUUACUAUGAAUUUCUCACAGGGUUAUUUUUUAACCAGUAUAUAAAUAUCAAUUUUUGUCGUCAGGUUGUUUGUCUUUGAAAAAGUAUAAGGGCUAAUGUUAGUUGGAUAUUUAAGCUGACCCACCGUACACAGUACAUUUUGUUUGCCGCUUCAGUGUUAGCAGAAGACAGAAGUCAUUUAUUGUUUCACUUAUCUGAUUCUGACUGGUUAGUGGACGACAGGUGUUGUGCCGUAGGAUGCUUCCCGUAGAAUUAGCUUCUUAAAGUGGAGGAAAAUGAUCUCAUAUUUAAAAAAAAAAAAAACACGAGUAUUAGAUCAUGACGACAUGCCAAAUGGAGCAGCAAACUUUCGUUCUGUUUUUUUGUGUCUCAAACAUGCACAUAUAGAGGUGUACUUGGGGGUAUAAACUGCACAGUUAGCUGUCAAGGUAGCAAAUAUUCAGAAUCAGAGGGCUAUUGUUUUCGGCUUAUCUGAAUAGCCUUCGUUAUGUACUUUCAACCGUGCUCCUGUUCAGCAGCUAUUUCAUCUGGUCGGCGGACUCCAGGAAGUGAAAUUUUUUUUUGUAGGAUGGUCCCGCCCUCCUUCACCUCUGAUUGGCUAGAAGUGCUGGGCUCCGAUUUGUUAUUCAUAAUGGCUGUGAAACAUGCCCAUCUUCAUAAAGAUUAAUCUGAUAGUUCAUGACAACAGCCCAUCCCAUGUUUUCAUUCAGAAAAAUCACCAUGACGACCCGCCGCUUUCACCCGGGUGCUUUGCUCUCAUAUGGCUGUGCGUGGUUGUCGUAGAUUUGCGAUAUGCAAGCUUAGCCUCACAGAGUUUACACCGUACCUCUGCGUCACACAGAACUUUUGGUCGGCUGCUGCAGUAAUCUUGCCAUCGUGUUUUCGCUUAUGUUUAUUUCUUCUUCUACGGUGGCGUCUAGCCCGCCACACUGUGUAUCAUGCAAAUACUGCCCCCGUGUGGAAGGCGCCAGUAAAACAAAUGUGUUUUUUUCCAGAUAUCAUGAACUAUUUGACUUUUUAGGAUUUAAUGACUAUUAGAAUAUUCAAGUUUGUGGAGUGUGCAUGAUGAAACAUGUUAAAAGUAAAUGUGUGUUUUUUUUUAAUUCCAGCAGAUUUUAAAUGACCAUGGAGGCCGCUGCAGACACACAGCAAGGUGGUGAAACUGCUGUCUCGGAGUCUGAGGCCCAGCAUAUCACCCUCACCCAGGUAAGUCUUUGCACCGUGGCGUGUUAUUGCUGCUAAAGUUCAGACAGGGGCGGUGUUUAAAUGUCGAUGUGGGUUGUUGUGCUUCGCAGGCGUCGAUCGCAGCAGGUCAGGUGACGUCCAGCAGUCCCACGGUCACUCUAGUCCAGUUACCGAACGGUCAGACGGUCCAAGUGCACGGAGUGAUCCAAGCUGCUCAGCCCUCGGUCAUCCAAUCCCCACAAGUCCAAACUGUUCAGGUGACAGAAGAGGAGGAAUGUAUUUAGUGAUUUUCUUUCAUUUAAAAUGAUUGAAAAUUGAAAAAACAAAGAACCAGUCACUCUGAGUUUGUCGAUUUCCCUCUCUAAUGGCCUCAGAAAUCUGCGGAUUGAAACAAAUCUUUCUAAAUGCCGGUUUUAACUCUUAUGUAACAGUUUACAUUGUUGUUUCUGUUGAGUAAUCAGUGAUCAUGAUGUUUUUGUUCUGCAGAUUUCCACUGUUGCAGAGAGCGAGGACUCUCAGGAGUCUGUAGACAGCGUGACGGACUCUCAGAAGAGGAGAGAGAUCCUGUCCAGGCGACCUUCAUAUAGGUUUGUCCAGCACCUUCAGACCUUUAUUUAGAUUGGGGGUGUGGAUCCAGACUGUUUGUUUUGUAACUGUAAAGACUUGAAGACGUUUAGAUAAGAGCUGUCAGUCAAGAUGUCCCCGAUCUUCACUCUCUGGUUAAUGUUUCCAAAUUUGGCUCUGGUAUACGUCGCUGUAUCAUCAUGAUAUUAUCUUCUAUUUACAUACAUAAUUACACUGAGCCACACACACAGUUUGUAGCAGCUGCGCCUCGCUCCUCUCUCAGAGGGUUACCAUAGCAACUAGACAUAGCCGUGUCUGUCACUGUGAAACUUUGUGUUAACUCCACUAUGAAUAUAUAUAUUAGUAAACAUAUUAUUUGGGUUAUUAAAUCUGCACAAACUUCUGCACAAACUUUUGGCGAUAAAUAAGAGGAAAAAAAUGCAUCUGCCUCCUUUCAACAGUCACAUUUGUCAUUUAUUGUGAAUACUUUCAAUGGAAAAUGUUUACAGGGCUGUUUUUUCAGUUGGUCGACUGACAUUUAUCCCCUCACACCAGCUUUAAAGGGAUAUCCUGGCGUAAAAUUAAUUUAGGGUCAAACACACCGUAACACUGAGUUAGACUACCCCUCAAGAGAUAAAUGUUGCUGACCGCUUGCUUCUCUAGUUAUACCAACUUUAGUAACGACCGCACGAUAGCAAUACACAGCGGUCUGAGGAGCCAUAAACAAACCUCAACCAAAACGCCACUUUAUAGCCACAAAUAAUGCUCAGAACAGCACCUAACUUCAUCAACAGGACAUAUAGGGUCCCAGCCAUAGUACUAGACACCAAACAUCUUUUUAACUUUGACUAAUUUCUUCAGCAAAGAGUCUAAACACAACUCACCUACUCUCUUCCAGCAGCUGCUUGUUUGCACGGAGACCUCCGAGUGAACCCAUCGACUGCAGCGGGGUGAUGCAGCUCAAGGAAGAACAUUUAUGAUCAUUUCUUUAUCAUUUCCUUUAAGUAAUAAUCAUAUUAAUCAUUUCACACUGCAGAUGUGGUAGUUCUUCUGCCUCAGCGUCUCAGUCUGAUUGUAUUUCCUUGAAGAAAUGAUCAUAAAUGUUCUUCCUUGAGCUGCGUCACCCCGCUGUAGUCUGUAACGGACUGGCCUGAGGUCUCGUUACAAACAAGCGGCUGCUGGAAGAGAGACGGUGAGUUGUGUGAAACAAGAAAAAAGUUAAAAAGAUGUUUGGUGGCAAGUACUAUGGCUGUGACCCUACAUGUACUGUUGAUGAAGUUAGGUGCUGUUCUGAGCAUUAUUUGUGGCUAUAAAGUGGUGUUUUGGUUAAACGCGUGGCUCUCUGUAUUGCUAUCGUCCGGUCGUUACUAAAGUUGGUAAAACUAGAGAAGUAAGCGGUCAGCAACAUUCGUCUCUCGAGGGGGUGUCUAACUCAGUGUCACGGUGUGUUUGACCCUAACUUAAUUUUACGCCAGAAUAUCCCUUUAACUCCACUGUGAAUAUAUAUCACAAAACAACUGUUCUAAAAUCUGUUUGAAUAUUUUUGUCCUGAGUCAAUAACAUCCCUGAUUAUUGUUUGUUUUUUUCAUAAAUGUGUAUGUCUUCUCUUACGCACAAACAAAAUUAGCUGAAAUUUUAUUUCUUUGGAAACAAAAGUGUUUCGUGAGGCUGCUUCAAGAGGAAAAAGUUGCAUGUUCUUCUUUUCGACAGUCACAUUUGUCAUUUAUUGUGAAUCCUUUCUGUGGAAAGUGUUAACAGGGCUGUUUUUUCAGACAUUUAUUCCCUCACACCAGCUUUAAGCAUCAAAAACAUCCGUAUAAGAAUCAUAAAUCUUGUCCCUGGUGGUCGAGUUUUCUUUUGCAGAUCUUAAAAAAGCAUCAAUAUGAGUUCCAGUCUGUGUCCUUCUUCACCUCCACAGAAAGAUCCUCAACGACCUCUCGUCAGAUGUCCCCGCAGUGCCUCGAAUCGAGGAGGAGAAGUCAGAGGAUGACUCAGCACCCGCCAUCACCACAGUCACCAUGCCCACUCCCAUCUAUCAGACCAGCAGCGGCCAGUACAGUGAGUCUUCUUUAUUUUUAACUUUUAGCGUUUUGGAUCUGCUUCUUUCUGUUCGAGUCUAAGAAACGGCGUCUCUGUGCAGUUGCCAUUACCCAGGGCGGCGCCAUCCAGCUGGCCAAUAACGGCACAGACGGAGUGCAGGGCCUCCAGACUCUGACCAUGGCCAACGCUGCCGCAGCUCAGCCGGGCGCCACCAUCCUGCAGUACGCUCAGACCAGCGACGGGCAGCAGAUCCUGGUGCCUAGCAACCAAGUUGUUGUACAAGGUGUGGAAACGAUGAGAGAAAAACGAUGAUCAGAAAUGUCCAAGCAGGAAAAUGAACCAAACGCCUUUUUGUUUGUCUUCAUCCGUCAGCUGCUUCUGGUGACGUCCAGGCCUAUCAGAUCCGCACAGCUCCCACCAGCACCAUCACUCCCGGGGUUGUCAUGGCGACCUCGCCCGCACUGGGGACAGGAGGAGGAACUGAGGAGGUCACACGCAAAAGGGAGGUGCGACUCAUGAAAAACAGGUACGUGAAUAAUUUCCUCGCCAUGACCUCGCAUGAUAAGAAAGCAGGUUAGUCGAAGAAAUCUCACCGCCAUCCUUCGCCAUCUUUGUGUCUCUUAGGGAGGCAGCCCGGGAGUGCCGCAGGAAGAAGAAGGAGUACGUCAAGUGUCUGGAGAACCGUGUUGCCGUGCUGGAGAACCAGAACAAAACCCUCAUCGAGGAACUCAAAGCCCUCAAAGACUUGUACUGCCACAAAUCCGAGUAGAAACCGCCACCCUGACGCCUGCCCAGGUGCUCUUCUGUAAGCGCGUACAGAGACUCAGCUCAGAGCCGCGCACCUGGAAGACACUCCCCCCCCUUUUUCUACUCUUCGGCUUUCUUUUUAAAAACUGCUAAAAUGUCCGACUCACCCGGAAUAGAAACACAAACACACCUUCUCUCUCUGUUUCGAGCAAUUUGAAUUUCAGUUUCCCACGAAAGGCCGGAGCAACGGAAAGAAAGGGAGUGAAGGAAACGAGGAGGAACACAGAAGGAUCCUUCGAAGGGAAGCGUCCCGGUCACUGGUACCUGGACCAAACCAGGCGGCAUCACCAGCAAACGGGCCGCUUCCGGAGCAACAUCACAAGCGAGAUUUCUCACGGCGUUUCCCCUCAAAACUCUCGGAUCAUCUGGAGACUUGACCUUCGUGUGCAGAGUUUGUAAACGGCGCUCCUGCAUUAACUUCUGUUACUUACUAAUGCUUUCAAGUGUAGACGGGCUGUGUCACGGACUUUUUAUCUUUUAGCUUCGUUUUCGUUCGUCAUGUACCGCCAUUUUAUUUUUUUUGUACUUUUGAAUAACUCUGCCUUGUGGACAUAAAAGCGAAGCAUUAAACCGGGUCGUACGAUGAAUUUACACACGACGAAAAAGAGACUUAUGAAGAUCGUUUAUGAAGCAUGAUUCAUUCAGAGGCUCAUUGUUUUUGUUUUCUGCGUCUUUAGAUACACAAAAAAAAGCAGAAGCCGGCUGUGAAAUUUGUUCCCCGCUGCUUGCUGUAGAUGUCUAUAGCGGGGCGUACACUGUAUAUUUUAUAAGUAUGAUGGUGGAAAGUGAAAACAGAAGUUGUGUGUGGUUGAACCUGAGCAGAACCGUCAGAACAGACUGGACUGAAGCUUUGAGAUGAAUUUUCCAGCUCAGUAACGGGGUCUGUGUCCGGCUCAGUUUUGACGCCUGUUUUUUCAAAAGCAAGGAGAAAGUAACACGAACAAAAGACGGUGACAGUUUGUGAGCGAAAAAGCGUAUUUUUUAAAAAAAGAGCAGAUUUUGUGUUUUAAUUUUUCUUCAAGCAUUUACUUUUUACUGAUUUUUAGAGCUGAAAUCGAAACAAUGAGCCUCUUUUUUUCUUUCUUUUCCUUUUGAAUGAAAAAAAUAAAUUGCUGCAUAUUUCUGGACAAAUUUCAGAUGUUUCCCAUAUUCGACAGCACAGGUUACCUUAACUGCACCGUCUCUUGACCCGUGCUGCCCCCUGGUUUUUGUUUCUGGAAAUUUCUGCAUCACUUUCGCACAAGUUACGAUUAAACAUCUCCCGUCAAAUAUCGACUGCGCCCAGUUCUCAGCUUUUGAUGUACCAGCCUAACUGUUUACUCUGAUCAAGUGGCGUGUGCACUUUUUCUCGCACAUACAAUCCUUCUACAUUUCACACGAUUCUGCAGGAUAGUUUCACUCUCUGAGUGUUUUAUUGCUUUGGCGUCACCAUGCAGUUAACGUUUUAAGUUGUGCACAGCUCUGUCGCAUCGAUCGAAAACACCCCGCGUACGGAUUGCAGAGUGCGAUGAAUUUAUAACUUCACCAUGAACAAAAAAAACUGAGAUUUUCACAAUCAUGGACUGCCGUAUUGUAUUAUUUUGGGUUUCAUGUUUUGUUAAGAUCUAGUAAGCUUUUUUUUAUGUUGCUUUUCGUUAAUUUUGUAUUCACGAUUUCUAAAUGUCAGCACCAACUCGUAUGAUACAGUGCAUUAUGUUAGAGCUAUUCAAAUAUUACAUUUUUUGGCAGCUGUUAAUAAAUGUGUUUCUGUAAUCUUUUAUGAGAUUUUAUUGAUUUGUCUGCAAAAAUGUUCAUGUAUUACAAAAAUAAGGCAUUUAAAGGGAUAUUCCGGUGUAAAAUAAACUUAGGUUCAAACACACCGUAACACCGAGUUAGACAACCCUGCAGAGAGAUGAAUGUUGCCGACCUCCUGCUUCUGUAGUUAUACCAACUUUAGCAACAACUGCACGCUAGCAAUACACAGCGGUCUGAAGAGUCAUAAACAAACCUCAACCAAAAUGCCAUAAAUAAUGUUCAGAACAGCACCUAACUUCAUCAACAGUACAUAUAGGGUCACAGCCAUAGUACUAGCCACCAAACAUCUUUUUAACUUUGCCUAAUUUCUUUAGCAACGAGACUAAACACAACUCACCUACUCUCUUCCAGCAGCUGCUGAGGGGUGUCACAGCUAAAGGAAGAACAUUUAUGAUCAUUUCUCUUGACCAUUGAAUUGGCAGAGAUUACCGUUGAAGUUACAGUUGAAGUUAGGUGCUGUUCUGAGUAUUAUUCGUGGCUAUAGAGUGGCGUUUUGGUUGAGGUUUGUUUAUGGCUCCCCAGACCGCUGUGUAUUGCUAGUGUGCGGUCAUUACUAAAGUUGGUAUAACUAGAGAAGCAAGCGGUCGGCAACAUUUAUCUCUUGAGGGGGUGUCUAACUUUGUUUGACCCUAAAUUAAUUUCACUCUGGAAUAUCCCUUUAGAGUCCGAUCAAUUUCACAAAUCUCCCCUUGGAGGCAGUUUCAAAGCUUUAUACACAUAAAUGUCCCUCUCUUUAUCGUAGUAAACCUCCUCCACUGCAAAACUCGUCCCCAACAUGCCCAAAAAGUCUGUAUCCCUCUUGUAUCGGAUCUUGCAGGCGAGCAGCACCUCAGUCGUGCUUGAGCACAAGUGCUCCAGAGUCCGCAGCAGCGGCACAAAGGUGUCCUCCAGGUAAAUAAUGUCAGCUCCGAGCACGAUGUCGAAACCGCCAGGCGGAUAGCGGUCAAGACCCUCUCCCCAUGUCAGCUCUGAUACAACCACUGAUUCCUGAGAGUCCGGGGGCAGGUUUGCUUUGACGUUUGCUGCAAGGAAGUCCAGGGCGGGCUGUCUGUCUGUGAUGGUCACUUUGGCACCUGGAAUAUUCAUAUAUUCAUAAAUUUGUGAGAGACUGCGUGAGUAAAUGGUUGAUAGAAAUUGACUGACGCUGUAAAACUCACCCAUCAAAGCUGCAACAAUCCCCACCAGUCCAGUCCCAGCUCCCAGUUCAAUCACUUUCUUCCUCUGUAAUUCCACUUUCCCCAGUUCCAGGUACAUACACAUGACAACAGCCUGAAAAACACGUACUGCGCCUUUAAUUACAUAAUAAACAGCAGAGGGAACGUUGCUAUGUUAGAAAAAACACGUACCGCAUCCCACACGACAGCUGCCACCCCGAGUUUUUUCCAGUCCUGGGCCAGGCUGAGGUUGUGGUUGGCGAAACGAAACUGAGCUGAUGAAUUGUGGAGUUUGGAAAGCGCGGGUAAAGCGUUUUCUACAUACGGAACCAGAGCCAUGCUUAAAUAAAAAGGAACUACACUGCAGUUCGUCUUAUGCGCAUGCGCCACACUGUCGUGGCUUCAGGGAAGAUAGUCGAUUCCUCACUGCCACCUUCUGUUGGUCUGAUUCCUCCUUUUGUAGCCAAUACUUUCAUUAUAUUCAACAAAUAUAAAAUAAAAUAUAACCUUUACGUUGCAAAAACAUCAUAACUACUAGCUUGGUUUAGUUAAUUUACAAACAAAGCGUAGUAAGGGUUGUUGUCAUCAACCUCCGUCUGUCCGAACGUCUUAAAGUUCCCCGCCCAAUCAUGAGC